Messenger RNA from Dendronephthya gigantea, 2049 nucleotides. RefSeq names its product phosducin-like protein. The transcript is spliced from 8 exons. Gene Ontology annotation, biological process: regulation of G protein-coupled receptor signaling pathway. The record is from RefSeq and is a predicted model, not a curated record. Lineage: Eukaryota; Metazoa; Cnidaria; Anthozoa; Malacalcyonacea; Nephtheidae. Bases 283 to 1134 code for a protein of 283 amino acids.
GCUUGAAGGUACACCACGUAAGUAUUUAUUACUGCAAAGCUUUCGUAUUCGUAACUAUUUAUUACUGCAAAGAUUGCACUGAUGAAGGCCCGGGUUAACGGACCGAAAGCUUUGCAAUAAUAUUGUAAUAAAUACUUACAUCAUAGUGCAAACAGCGAAAGUUGCCAGUACAUGAAGUACUGCAAAGUAUUGAUGACAGUGGGCUCUUUUCCUUUCACAAAUCACAAGAACUAAUAUAUAGAAAGGAAAAUAAAUGCUCAAGCUGUCAAGGAACAGAUUUCAAUGGAUUUAGAAGACAAGUUGCUGGGUUAUAAAGCUCAAAAUUAUGUUUCUAGCUCAGAAAGUGAAGGAGAAGAUGAUGAAGAUAGCGGGCGAGAGAGUGGAGGUGAAGUAGGGAGCCAAAAUGCCGAAGAAGCCCCACAACUUGACCUUCGCGUUGAUGGACCAAUGACAGGGCCAAAAGGUGUGAUUGAGGAUUAUAGAAGAUAUCGACAACUUGUAGCAGAGCAACGUGAAGAAAAGAAGGCAGAGUUGGAAGCUUUGGCAAAAAAAUUUUCCAUUACUUGUCAAAGUAGUCUAGAUGAAGAAAAGGAAAAGAAUGCUAAGAAAGAAUUUGAGUUUGAUGAAGAAGAUGAAUUUGUAAAAAUGUACCACAUGAAAAGACUGCAAGAAAUGAGAAAAAGGGCUGAGGAAUAUGUUUCAUCAAUCAGACCACAAUUUGGUUCCCUAAAGGAUAUUCCAGGCAAGGAGUUUCUAGAUUGCAUUGAUAAAGAAAACCCAAAUAUUGUUAUUGUGAUGCAUCUUUACCAGCCAGGUGUUGAAGGCUGUUCAGCAAUGACAGGGUGUUUAAAGGUUCUUUCCCAACAGUAUCCAAGGGUAAAAUUUUGCCAAGUACCUGCCACAGAAACAGGAAUUAGUAAAUAUUUUGUACAAAAUGGACUACCAGCUCUUCUUGUGUAUCAAAACAAACAAUUGAUUGGGAACUACGUGAAAAUGAAUGCCGUUUUCGGCGACGAUUUUUAUGCUACAGACGUUGAAAGUUUCCUUAUAGAAAAUGGAAUUUUAUCAGAGAACACUCCAGAUAUGGUGACGAAGCUGAGAUCAAAUGAGGAAGACAGCGAUGACAGUGAUUGAAGUAGUAAACCACGUGACCAGUUGGCAACUGCACGCUUGGUCAUGUGCAGCUGGAGUGCGUCCAGUUAUUCACCGAUACAUGCAACUUAUGGCAUUGCAGUUAAUGGAUGUCACUUGGACAUUGACAGUUGUUCUAUUAGGGAGAAUGAUAUUUGAAAACAUGGAAGCACAAACAGAAACGCCCUGCUCCUGAUAAGAGGAAUGAUAAUUAAAAUCGAAAUUUGCGUGAUCGCCAAGUCUCAGCUUUACUGUCAUUUAAUUCUAUACAUAGAUUAUAGCUAUAUUGUACUUUCCAUCAAGUUUUAAUACCUCGAGACAUUGUUACGGAAUCUCUUGUGACGCUUUUAAAAUUUACAUCUAACCCAUGAUGUAUUCACGCCCUGCUAAAGUAAACAAAUAACUUGACGACACCCUUGGUGGUAUAUUGUUCUUCAGGAGAUCUAUUCUUGUCUUGUAUUGUAUCCAAGCACGACACUGAUUCAAGCACGCAUUAAGGAAAUAAUGCGGAAGUAAUCACUGUGAAUAUCUUACAACAACUCACGCGGGCUUUUCAUGUUAAAUUCCGUCAAAAAUGUCUUAAAAUUAAGGGAUAAUGCGAUAAUGCAAUGAUCAUCAGAUCAGUUUUCAAUCACAUGCGGAAUAUUCUUUGAAAUAUUUAUAUAAAUACCUUUUACGUUUUCGUUUACAAGGAAAAUACGGUGUUUAAUUUAAAGUUACUACAGUACAGUCUGUAGUAAAUCAUUUUUUGUUUUUGAUACGCGGACUUCACAAAAUGAUCUUGUUUUGCUUUUUUUCUGUAUUUUUAGCAUUGUUCAUUAUAUGUAGAUAUAUUGUGUUAUUGGCUUUUCGCCCUAUCCAGGGCGCUUAGUGGUCUACGGAAUGCCUUGUAAUGUAAAUAAGCAAUAAAAUCUUUUC